UGUCGCAGCAUAUUUGAGGUUAGCUUUAUUAUUCAAGUGGAAGGUGGAAGGUCAUAAACCUUAUUCAUCAUUCUUUUCAAUCGCAAAAUGAAAGGUCCACAAUAUAACUAGAUAAACGCUAAGCAACAUGUGUAUAAAGAAGAAAAUAGCGAGCUCAAAAUCAGUGCAUUAAACUUAACAGGAUCAUAUGGAAGAAACGUGUGUUUAAAAGUAAAUAAAUAAAUAUAUAAUUAUUAUGGAUAUGGAGCAAGGUAUUAAACAAGAGAUGCUGAACGAAAAGUCAAGGAACAACUCGAAUAUAUGUUUAACAGUGGAAUUGUGUGUGGUUUGUGGGGACAGAGCCUCGGGAAGGCACUAUGGGGCAAUCAGCUGUGAAGGAUGUAAAGGCUUUUUCAAAAGGUCAAUACGUAAACAACUGGGCUACCAAUGCAGGGGCAGCAAGAACUGCGAAGUCACUAAACACCACAGAAAUCGCUGUCAGUACUGUAGACUACAAAAAUGCCUUGCUUGUGGAAUGAGAAGCGAUUCUGUUCAACAUGAAAGAAAGCCCAUUAUCGACAAGAAAGAGUAUUCAAACAACACAGGAAGUAACUUUGUAAAUUCAAACCAAACAAAUCCUGCAAACAAAAUAUUUAUACGGAAAGAUUUAAAUUCUGAUUCUGCUAUUAUCCCCAGCCACUUCAAUCCAUGCGAUUUGGGCAUCCAGUUCCUAAAUAAACUAAACAGCAAUACCACUGAUGUACCUUACCAUCUAUCCCCAACCCAAAUAAGCAUUGAGGAUGAUGUUUCAAUGGAUAGUACAAACACCGGAACAGAAUUAAUAGAUGCCUUGGCAGUUGCAAGAGAUAAGCAACUGAUUUCAAAGGCGUUGGACACAAUGGCAAGGGUGCAAUCUUUGAAUGGUGCUGACUUGGCAACAUUGCCCACUGAAGAGAGGGCUUUCGAGUAUGAUGGUCCCAUUUUGCAGGAACAACAUGUGCCUUUUAACCUGCAAAUCCCAGGCCCUGUUCCUCCAUAUUUAAACAUACAUUACAUAUGCGAGAGUGGUUCUAGACUGUUGUUUUUGUCUGUGCACUGGGCUAAAAAUAUACCGGCCUUCCAAAUUUUAAGUUCUGAGAGUCAAAUUGCCUUGUUGAGGGGAUGUUGGUCCGAGCUGUUUACACUUGGUUUGGCCCAAUGUUCCCAUUCAUUAUCCUUAAGUACAAUUUUGUCUGCCUUAAUAAGUCACCUACAUGCUUCCAUAGCCCAAGAUAAAAUGUCUCCGAAUAAAGUUAAACAAGUUACAGAUCACAUAGUCAAACUCCAAGACUAUGUUAACAUAAUGUCUAGGCUACAUAUAGAUGAUAAAGAAUACGCCUACUUAAAAGCGAUAGCUUUAUUCUCUGUCGAGUUGCCCGACGUCGUUUUGAGGAAGCAAUUGGAGCGUUUUCAGGAAAAAUCGUUCCAGUCUUUGAGGAACUACGUCAACGUUAACUCUCCGGAUGACUCGGACCGAUUUCCAAGAUUGUUGCUGAGAUUGCCGCCGUUGCGAGCCCUCGAGCCCAGUAUACUUGAAGAGUUGUUUUUUGCCGCCCUUAUUGGAAAAGUACAGAUUGAUUCGGUUAUUCCCUAUAUUUUGCGAAUGGGUUCAACCGGGAAUAGAGUGAAGAGUGAGCUUAUGGAAGAGUUUGGCUGUAAAUAGCGUUUUAUAUUAUUAUUUAUUAUUAUAUUUAAUAAUUUUAGAUUUGGGUAUUAUAUUUGCUACUUAAUAUAUUUUAUACUGAUCUCCCCAAAAAAAUAUUCAUUUACUCUUAUUCUUUUAAUGCUUCAUUAGUACCUGCUACUGUUUCUAUGAAGUUGUAACAUGUUUUUUUUAUUUUUAUUGUGUGCAAUUGUGAUACAAUUUCAAAAACUACUUAUAAUGUGUAUGUAGCAAGUUAAAUGAAUUAUCUAAAGAUAUAUUAUAACUAAAGUAAGUUUAGGUGGUUUAACACCUUUAAUAUAUUUUUAAUUUAAUGCACUGACUGAGUAUUCAAAUACAAAUGGUGUGAUUACCAUUUUUUAAUAAUGGUAUGUGCCUUUUAUGAGACAAUGUACCCAAAUACCAUAUGUAUUUUUUGUAUAAUAUAAAACAUUUUUUAUA
This is a messenger RNA of Brassicogethes aeneus, 2122 nucleotides long. The record is from the annotation of a GenBank genome assembly. Lineage: Eukaryota; Metazoa; Arthropoda; Insecta; Coleoptera; Nitidulidae.